AUGCUAAGCACGCCCUUCGCAGUACAGCAUGCCCUGGCAAAACCAAUCCCGGUGCCGUCUUCGCCGAGGGCCUUUGGCGGGUUCGCAAACUUCGCUGCCAGAACGAACAGGUUACCAGCACCUAAGCAUCUGGCCUCGCAUACUACAGCCGUACCAACUACUAAGCCCCCGAAGGUGCCAUCGCGGAUAACGGCGGGGAACGCGGGACGCAAAGCCGCCAGGAGUGCUUCGCACGUGCCGCGUGAACCAGUUCCUACGUCUGCCAGUGCUCAUGGCAGCUCGACGGCCUCGAGCCGCAAACUUGCCCUUCUGCAAAGCUAUCACCGUCAAGCCUUACAACACGCCGAAAACUAUCACAACCUAGCAUCAAACGCAACGUCUGCGUCCGCUUCCAACCCAGCAUUCCAGCAGCAGGCAUCAACAGAGCUUUCGGGAUUCAACACGAACUUCCAGGGCUUCACAACUGUUCUAGCGGAGCUUGGCGGUGACAAGGACGUCGCAAACCUGGAUCCCACCAACAACCUAGAGACCUUGCUAGAGAGCAUCGUCAACGCCAACAAGGACAUCCUCACAGUCACUUACAACCUGGUUGUCUCGUUGCCCAUCGUCGGCCCGAUCUUGGGUCCCAUCGUGUACGAUCUAAAGUGUAUUCUGGACGACCUCCUGGACAUCGUCGAGAAUCUCUCCGAUGCCAUCAUCAACGCGAUCCAACCCCUUCUUCAGGCCGUUCUCGGCAAGGCUGUCACGGCGACAUGCGCGUCUGGCGUCCAGGUUGCAGGUCUUUGCAUAUGA
This is a messenger RNA of Suillus paluster, 792 nucleotides long. RefSeq lists its product as uncharacterized. NCBI's taxonomy places the organism in Eukaryota, Fungi, Basidiomycota, Agaricomycetes, Boletales, Suillaceae. The transcript is spliced from 3 exons. The coding region runs from base 1 to 792 and encodes 263 amino acids. The record is from RefSeq and is a predicted model, not a curated record.